AUGAACGUGAAUAGAGAGACAACAUCCAACGAUACCAUUAUCUCAUCCGUAUCAAUGGUGAGUACUUGUAUUUUGUCUAGAAAUUUAACAGAAUUAUCGAUUGAAGUCUCACAUUGUUAAUGGAGGGUGGUUGUGGACUAGCCAUUUAGAAAUCCUGUAAUUCGGUGCACCGAUUAAUGAUACUAUCGGUCGCAAUGGUACGUCGGGUUUGUGAACUUUCGGUAGUCAAUAUAUACUCACUCUGUCGAAAGUUGCAUGUCGAACUCCAACCUACCCCACUUUUCUGGCCAUUGCUGAAAUUUCAUCUCUUCUUGACCAUUCUCUUUGCAGAUCAACAAUGCAGGAUGUAUGGUCAACGAGCGCAGCUUAAACGGCGAUGGUUUGGAGGUCAACUUUGCCACCAAUACUCUGGGCACUUUUAUUAUGACAACAUCACUCCUACCGUUACUGAAGAAAUCAUCCGAUGUGAGUUGUUAUCUGUUAGUUCAUUUUCGCAUCAGCCAUCAGAACUCUUUUAAGUACAGUGCCUUCAGUUUUUUUUUUCGACAAGUGUUUACCUUUGGAGUCUGUCAGAAUAUAGCAUUCGCUCGUUGAUUUUUUGCCGAUAAGCCCCAUGUUUUCUCACGAAAUCCUCAUGCAAAUUUUCAGAUUAAGCACAACAAACUACCCAUAAGGCGACACGCGGUUAGGUAUUCAAGACUGUCAACAAACGGUAUCAGGAAUCUUGUAAACAGUACAUUGGAAAACAACUUCAUUACCUCCCACCUAGGUCUGAGACGUUUGAACGUUCCUUUAUACACAAAGCUUACCUACAAACCUCUCCGACAGAUUAUGUGGGGACCUUUGCGUUUGGUACGCACAAGCUGGGAAUUCCAAGGCGGAGUUUCCUGAAUUGUUCUGUCAAAAAGCCUAGUGCCAUUUUUCAUUUGAAGUUUUUUUCGUUACAAAAACGCACAAUUUGGUUAUCCCAGCCCGGUGUUUUAGCCGUUGCCAAUGUCCGUCAGUCGCCACGGACUGACAAGACAAGUGAGAAUCCGGAUUACGUGCGGAAUUUGAAGUCUACUCAAACUUCAGGUGAAUAAGAGAGCAGCAUACUUGAGCUCAGCAUUUUGGUAGCACUGUGUCAACGCAAAAAUACCCCUCGUUUUUUGAGAAAGCAUACGAGCAGUGCACCAUUACGAAGCACAGUUAUUCUGUGUUCUAACUGUCAACGGAAUGCAUGGAAGACACUUUUAGUCAGUACUUAAAGGAUCCUUGAAUUUUCGUCAGAAAUUAUUGAUCGAAGGUGGAAUAUAAAAUAAUUGGGGCUGGAUUGUUGCCAUUAGGCGCGGCUUUUUUGCUACUAUGACUUGCGAGAGGGCAAGUCUCAGUAAGCCACGGAGAGGGAGUGGGCCCGAUCGUUAAAAGUUGUUUUAGUUGCCCGAUGUCUGGGAUGCAUGCCUGCCAGGCGCACAAGGCUCCUGCUCAAGCAAUCGAGUUUCCUUCCUAGCUGCGUAUCUUCCGCCCCUGGAAGCCCAGAAGGCAGUAUUUUGCUCCGAACAUACCGAAACUUCCCUUUCCCCGUUUCCCCAACAGGGCUGCUACUAUGAUGCUGGGAGAUACCCUGAAAAAUGAAAACUGGUCACUGGGAGAAACAGCCUUCAGCGAAGUUUGGCUGAGAAGUAGGUUAUCUGUCGGGCUUGACGAGUUCGCAUUGAUCGGCUCGGAUGAGAACUCGAUCAAUCGAUUUAUCGAUCUGACGCUGGCGUAAAGAGCCCUGCGCAGUCAUCUUCAGUGAUCGGCUAUAUAGCGGUAAUAUCUGUAGCCAUGACUGGCUACUGAUAUGGUAAAUUGGAUAUUUAUGAAGAAGUCACAGACCAUAACAGUUUGAGCCUCGCAAACGAUGACGUCUGCCGCGUGUCCCAUGGGGUGGGGACGUAACGCCGGUGAAUUGCGCGUGAUUUAGUUUGUAGCGGGGCAGGCUUCGCAGUAUCUACCGCCAUCACACUCUCCUCAGCCACCAAGGCAAGACAGAGUCAGGACGGCCGGAGGCGGGCGCUGGCGCAGUGGCGGGCAGAGCUAAACGGUUCGUCUACGCGAACCAUACACCCGACCCGGUCCCCCCAACGUGAGAGGCUGUGGCCAGGGUGGCCCGGCGUUCACAUGGCUGAAAAUGUCAUGAAAACUGUAUUAAGAUGGGGCCAUUGCAGCCUGUCAUUGAAUCCUGGGAAUGACAGGACUAUCCCGUCAGUUGUCAGCCUUCUAAGCCUCGAAUCUUAUAGCGAGGUCUGAGAGGAUUUGCCGUGGGGAUGGAUUUCCCUGCACCGAUCUUUGUUUCGCCUUUCUAUCCCAGAGACUGUCUUUGUCGGCUCUAUCUUGCCUACCUAUGGUACUAGUCGCUAUGCGACUGCCUGCGAGAGUCUCAAGGCAUGAAAGGCCGAGCACGUCUCGGCAAGCCGAUCGGUGAGCGCCCAUCUACCGUGUUCAGUAUACCUGGUCACAACCACCGGGACAACUACCCCGUGACCCUAUGGUUGGAGCGUUGGACUGACUAACGCUCAGUACUCAAAAGAACCUCGGUUAAAACCCCAGAAGCCUUCAAACCUGCGGUUGGGCAAGGCUGGUUAAUGACGGCUAACAAGCCAAAAAGGAUUGAAAUUGACGAAAUUAACGAAUUACUCACAAACCGGCGCAAACGAAUGGUAAAAUAACUCCGAUUUAACCAUAGACGAUCUAAAGCGAAUUAAAAACAUCAAAAAAACACAUUGGAAGUAGUAUUGCAUUGCUUGGGAAUACCCCUUUUUUGCAGAAAAUCGGAGAUCCAAAUACAUCAGAAGUAGUUAUUGCUGAAUUAAUUCAAGUGUUAGGUGCACAGAAAGCCGAUCCAUGAAAAAUACUGAGUAAAUAAAAUACCACUAGUAGAAUGACGUUUGACAAUUGUCCUUUAAUAAAGUUUGCAGAACGGCAUUACAGACAAGGACGUGAGAGACUGGAAUGGCCGUUUUUGGCUUACUAGCUGGGGCAACCGCCAUAGGUGCACGUUGAUUAAAACAACGCUCUUUGGGGGCUUGUUUGCCUUCAUUUAACUGGUAAUACUGCUGCUGCUGCUGUUGCUGCUGCGGCAUAUUCUGAGCAUAAUUUGCCCGCGAAAGCCCCUGUGUCGGUAUGCGCCUAUUGCACCGUGAAUGCUGCGCAAUGCAUGCUACCUUGCCCGUCUUCUCUCCUCCCAGCCUCGGGUUAUCGUGGUCAGCUCCGGCGGCAUGUUGACGCAACGUCUUAACGCCACUGACCCCGCCCUGAACUGCGACCCUAUCGCCAACGAGGCCUUCGACGGGACCAUGGUCUAUGCCCAGAACAAGCGGCAGCAAGUGGUCAUGACGGAAAUGUGGGCCAAGCAGAACCCCGAGGUCUUCUUCGCUGCCAUGCAUCCUGGUUGGGCGGACACCCCUGUAAGUGCUAAAGAGCUGUGUCAAAACUAGGUCCUGCUCCCUUGAUUCGGUAAGCACUUCAUUUUUCUCAGAUUUCAAGUCUUUAAACUUUGCUAUCUAGGUGGCCACCUGUGAUUUUCGGAGGUCAGCGUCCGACCUCAGAGAGAGAGAGACAGAGUUUGACCCCCCGGGUGGCUGUUUCAAAAGAACCGUCAACAACCAGAUGGUGCACCUUUUGGGCGAAAAUACAGUAGGUGGGCUAACUCAUGAAAUGCCAACCGAAAUUCCCAAAUGCGUUUUCGUCUCGAAAAGAUUAAUUAAGAAGAGUUGUAAAACUAGUCAGCCUGCAACAUAAUUCCAUGAUAUUUUUGUUACCACAGGAUGCCGGCUUUCGAAAGAACUUCCUUCCGACUGCAUGCAAAAACUACACUCUGUAAAACUGACUAUUUAAGUAACAUUAAUUUUUCUCAUUGAUUUUCGAUCCCUUAAAAGUCCAGUUAUGGAAGACAUGCAUAAAAAUAUUCAUUCUUUUGCUCAUUCAGUAGAUAGUUACGUCUUUUUCCAAUCUCAUACUCGAAGGAGGGACAUAAUUCGGUUUUAAAAAGUUUCCAAUUGUGGGACUUUUAAAUACCGUGAAAUGGCCGUUCAUAAAUCGUCAUGUCUCUGCAGUUACCAAUGUGGCUUGUAGAGUUAACAAUAUGGCUCGAAUCCACUGCUAAAUUUUAUGAACCCUAUAUGAUCCCCUUUAUUACUGUAGAAAAAUGUGUGGUUUUCCGUACGCGGAAAACAUACUGCUUGCAGUUUGAAAACCCUGAAUCCAAAUGUGACGGUAGAGUGGGUUCAAAAUUAUUCGGGAAUUGGAAGAGUUUUUUAAAACCGAAUUAUACCCAUCCUUCGAGUACAAAAUUGGGAGAAAACAUAACUGCCUACCAAAUGAGCGAAAGAAUGAAUAUUUUUAUCCAUGUUUUCUAUGAAGUAUAAUUGGAUUCUUAUGGCCAUCGAAAAUCAAUGAGAAUGCAUGCUACUUAAGUAGUCUUUUUUUGCAGAGUAUAAUUGUUGCAUGCGGCCGGAAGGAAGUUCGUUCGAAAGCCGGCAUCUUGAGGUAACUGAGAUAUUAUAGAGUUAUGUUGCAGGCUAAUUAGUUUUACAACCCUGAUUAAUUAGUCUUUCCGAUGCGAAAACGCAUUUCGGAAUUUCGGUUGACGUUUCAUGGGUUAGCCCACUUACUGUAUGUCCUGACUGUCUAGACAAUGCUGAGUUAUACGGACAGUGGUGUGUUCUCAAAUAAAUGUUCCAAGGAACGCAGGAUAAACUUUGGAGAACGGGAGAUACAACUGCUGGAGCAAGAAUUUUAUUCACGAAUGUGGACGAAAAUUCGAGUUCCAGGUAUGUGUGCAAAGGUAAAGAAGAAUAAUGGUUGAGUACCGGAACAGUCCCGUUAUCGUUCUGAGCAUUCGAACUCUUGCAGGAGCCCGUCGUCAAAGAUAGUGGUAACAACAGAGCGAGCAACAAUUAUAAGAGAGGUUAGCCAAUCAUCGAUGGAGGCCCAGGACUGGAGGUGACUGCGCAGCACUCUGUAUGCCGGCGCCGGAUCGAUAUAUCGAUUGACAGUGUUCUCAUCCGAGGCCCAGGCUUCAAUCCAUUCUCGGCUUGUUUUGUUUCUAACGUGGACGAUUAUCUUAGUGGCUGUAAAGUUAAACGCGUGUCCCAUUUCAUAGGUGUGGGCAGCCGCUUGGGAUAAUUUCUCACCUCGUCGCACAGCCAGCGAUCCGUGCAUGCAUCCAGUCUUACCUGCGUAAAUACAAAAAUAGUUUUUCCACUCAAUGCGAUACACUAACCCAGAUUUCUCCUUUAGAUUCAACCGGUCUUUAAUUUUCAUGAUCUUGUCGCACAUGGUAGCUUUGGGCUGGUGUACACCCAGCCGCAGUAGUGCACUCAGUCGCCUCUUAAACGCACUUAAUGUAUGGCAGGGAAUGCCAUAUCCUUGGUGGUGUUGCUGUUUGGGUCCUGUUAGGGUGAGCGCAUGAACUGGUCACGGAGAUAGCGGGCCUCACGUGCUCUUUCUUUCGGUUUGUUGCAAUGAGUCUGAGUCCGUUUGACGGGCCCCUUUGACCGAUGAUUGGCUAGCACCCCGUUAUUGUUGCACGUUCUGUUAUUGCUCUCAUCUCUGACGAUGGACUUCUACACGAGUUCGAAAGCUCAGGGCAAUAAACGAAAUGUUCCGGCGCUCGACCCGUCUUCUUCUUUACCUAAGAAUUUUAUUCUUCCGACAUUCCACCAUCCUCAGGGGCAGCAUCAGCCUGAGGAUGGACUUUAUUGAACCAGAGUGCACAACCGGCCGGUAGCCGGAGCACGUGGCUGACUGAACCCCUGUCAACUGUAAGUGGUCUGGGCAGCCCAGUCAUGUGUCAAGGUCACCGUAUCCGGUCUGGCCGUAACGGACUGUGCUGUUUUUCAGUCUUGAACAGCACUGACAGUUGGACAAUAAACCCCACACUUUAGACCGUCUGCCCUUCGCCUGUCUCUCAUUCUCUCUCUUGGACCUUUUGGUGAUAGUAAGACUUAUGAGUUUACGCACUCUGCGCAAGUUCUUCUCUUCCCUCUCCACUGACAGCUUUCGCCGCCUCUUUUCCUCUCUCGUUCUGCCCACUUUGUCAGGCUGUUGCCACCUCGAUGCCGAGUUUUCAUCAACGCAUGCAAGGCCGUCUUCGCACACCGGAGCAGGGUGCUGACACCGCUGUUUGGCUCGCCAUGACGCCUCGUCUGAGGGAGUUUGAGAAUGGAACCUUCUUCCUAGGUAGGCAUCCUACGCACAUGCACAUUACUCUCCCUCCCUCCUUCCCUCCAAGGGUCAGACUGCAAUGGCCACUCCCCAAUGUGUCCUUUAUGUUUUUCCCACUGAUAUGAGAUCUCAGUCACCCUCAUUGUGGCCUGAUGUGUGCAGGGGGGACGAGGUCGUGUGUGUGGCACGCGCAGACGGGAUGUUUAACUCUGUCAGCCGUGGUGUCCGCGCUCACCUCCGGCCGUCUUGCCACUGGCUUGUCAUCGGAGCCUGGGUGGGUGGGGGGGAGAGAGAGGCAAACGCUUCGAAAGUCUCGAAGAGGGAGAUACGAUCGCUGGGACAAGAGCUUUAUUGGCCUGCCGUUUCAGAUUCCUGCUCGAACCCAUCAUCAGAGACGAAAGCAGAUACGGGUGGUUCAUGCACAAGGGGCUGCAGUAUUUAUAGGAUGCGGUCGCCAUACUACCGCAUACCCAUGAAUGUUCACGGCUCCUCCCUUCAUCAGGGAUCGUUACACGUGGUGUGAUGACCGUUUGAUGGCCGACAUUUGCGUCGUUAAUUGCUGCAAUUUCAUCACGUCCGUUGGGUGUUGGUGUGAUGAUUGCUCCACCAUCUGACGCACCGACCCUAGUGUCGGGAAAAGUGUUCGCCUGUGCGCUCCCUGCGUGGCCAAUUACUCUGCCUAGGCGAAGUCUCAGCACCGAGUAUAGAAGGAGAAGAUCAAUGCACUUGUUAAUGGACUGGGGGCCAGUAAACAAUGACUCAAACAGCUCGCGGAUCACGCGGUUGUCACCUCUUGCGAGAAUUUCGGCCUCGUCAAAUUUGAAUUUGUGGCCGGAUCUCGUUGAAUAAGCCUCAACUAGAGAGCUGGCGUCAUUUCUCCGCACCGCUGCAGCGUGCUCGGCCAUUCGCGUUGCGGCUCAUUCUACUUCUACUCCCUGUCUUAACCGUCAGAACUGUUGGCUAAUUGGUGACUGACCUGCGAGUCCGACACUGAAGCUCGGGUUGUCUGAGACUGAGGCGCGGUCGGCUGAUAACGACUCGAAAGCAUGAAUCGGCCGUUCCGAUCCCUGUUCCAGCUACCGGCAGAGCGCGUAUUUUUCAGACUUGCGCCAGCCGUUGUAUUUAUCCACCCCCUACUCUAUCUGUUUCAGAUCGCCAACCCGCACCGAAACACUUAACUCUCGCCAGAACACACAGCACUUUGGAGGAACAGGAGAAAUUUAUGCAGGCUAUGCACCAGCUAGCGGAGCCCUUCAUGAAACAUUGA
This is a messenger RNA of Spirometra erinaceieuropaei, 7456 nucleotides long. The record is from the annotation of a GenBank genome assembly. Lineage: Eukaryota; Metazoa; Platyhelminthes; Cestoda; Diphyllobothriidea; Diphyllobothriidae.